AUGGCGGAAGUGAAUCCCCAGACAGGCCUCCCUCCUAACUGGGAGGUCCGCAUGAGCCAGAGCAAGGGCCUGCCCUACUACUUCAACACAGCCGACAAGAACUCGCGCUGGGAGCCGCCCCCGGGCACCGACACCGAGAAGCUGAAGACCUACAUGGCAACUUACCACAGUGUCGCCAGGCCCCCAGCACCCCAGGCCCCUGCUUACAAUGCGAAUGACCGUGCUGGCAAGAUUCGCUGCGCGCACCUGCUAGUGAAGCACGAAGAGAGCCGCCGUCCGGCUUCGUGGCGCGAGGCUAAGAUCACACGCACGAAGGCGCAAGCGCUCGAGAUCAUCAAGGCCUAUCAGGAGCGCAUCAAGAAGGGAGAGAUCUCUCUCGGCCAGCUGGCAUUGACUGAGUCGGAUUGCAGUAGCGCGCGGAAGUACGGUGAUCUGGGUUUCUUUGGGCGCGGUGAGAUGCAGCCCGAGUUCGAAGAGGCUGCGUUUGCUCUGAAAGUCGGCGAGAUCUCGGAUGUGGUCGAGACGGCGAGUGGGUAUCACUUGAUCGAGAGGCUCGAGUAG
Messenger RNA from Thermochaetoides thermophila DSM 1495, 561 nucleotides. RefSeq names its product peptidyl-prolyl cis/trans isomerase-like protein. Gene Ontology annotation, molecular function: peptidyl-prolyl cis-trans isomerase activity; protein binding. Bases 1 to 561 code for a protein of 186 amino acids. Gene Ontology annotation, cellular component: cytosol; nucleus. The transcript is spliced from 3 exons. Lineage: Eukaryota; Fungi; Ascomycota; Sordariomycetes; Sordariales; Chaetomiaceae. The record is from RefSeq and is a predicted model, not a curated record.